This is a messenger RNA of Notolabrus celidotus (New Zealand spotty), 1496 nucleotides long. RefSeq names its product COP9 signalosome subunit 6 (gene cops6). NCBI's taxonomy places the organism in Eukaryota, Metazoa, Chordata, Actinopteri, Labriformes, Labridae. Bases 106 to 1173 code for a protein of 355 amino acids. The record is from RefSeq and is a predicted model, not a curated record. Gene Ontology annotation, biological process: protein deneddylation. Gene Ontology annotation, molecular function: protein binding; metallopeptidase activity. The transcript is spliced from 10 exons. Gene Ontology annotation, cellular component: COP9 signalosome.
UAGGACCUAGCGACAAACUUUUCCAAUAAUUAAAAUAUAUAUUUCUUAACACACAAAAAUGCAUUUCAGUUCAAACAAGUCGUUCUUCCUGUUUACACUCAGCCCAUGUAUGACAGUACUUAUGAGGUAGAGCUUAUUUUAAAACGCCCAUGUAAAGCGAUAUUGCCACCUAACGUUCGUUAUGUGAACAGUCCAGUGCGCCUGCGCGAUUUACCGGACAAGAUGGCGACCAGCAAUGGUGGAGGAAUGGAAGUGGAUGGGGCAGCCAGCCCCAGUGUUAUGGCAUCAGGGGUCACCGGGAGUGUUUCUGUGGCCUUACACCCUCUGGUUAUCCUCAACAUAUCCGACCACUGGAUACGCAUCCGCUCACAAGAGGGACGACCAAUGCAGGUGAUUGGUGCCCUGAUCGGGAAACAGGAGGGGAGAAACAUCGAGGUGAUGAAUUCUUUUGAGUUGCUGUCUCACACCAUAGAUGACCAGGUGCAUAUUGAUAAGGAGUACUACUACACCAAGGAGGAACAAUUCAAACAGGUCUUCAAAGAAAUGGAGUUCCUGGGUUGGUACACCACAGGCGGCCCCCCUGACCCUUCAGAUAUCCAUAUUCAUAAACAGGUGUGUGAGAUUAUUGAGAGCCCUCUCUUCUUAAAGCUCAACCCAAUGACCAAACACACCGAUCUCCCUGUUAGUGUUUAUGAAUCUGUGAUCGACAUCAUCAACGGCGAGGCCACUAUGCUGUUUGCUGAGCUGACGUACACUCUGGCCACAGAGGAAGCAGAGAGAAUUGGUGUUGACCACGUUGCUCGAAUGACCGCCACCGGUACAGGAGAGAACUCGACAGUUGCUGAACACCUUAUAGCCCAGCACAGUGCAAUAAAGAUGCUGCACAGCCGGGUGAAGAUCAUUCUAGAGUACGUCAAAGCCGUGGAAUCAGGAGAGGUUCCAUUUAACCACGAGAUCCUUCGAGAAGCAAACGCCCUGUGUCACAGACUGCCGGUCCUCAGCACCACAAAAUUCAAAACUGACUUCUAUGAUCAAUGCAAUGACGUGGGCCUCAUGGCUUACUUAGGCACCAUCACCAAGACCUGCAACAGUAUGAACCAGUUCAUCAACAAGUUCAACGUUCUGUACGACAGACAGGGCAUCGGCAGGAGGAUGAGAGGACUCUUCUUUUGAGGAGAAGCAGAGAGACAAACGAGCACUGCAGUUUCUUUUUUUUCUGUUUUUUGUUCCCUUUUUUUUGGUUUCUUUGUAUUUUGGUCAGCUGAAACAAGUUCUUAAAGCGACAGUAGCUUUUCAAACCAGUUUACCAUUUUCAACCACAAGUGUAUCUAAAAGCACUUAAUCACAUCAGACAGUAAGAGAUGCGUACAAACUCUUUCUCCAGUGUGCACAGAAAUGAAUCCACUGUACAUGAACAUUAUAUUAUUUUACCCCCUUUGUUUUAUUGUUUCAUGUUUCUGUAUGUAAUAAAUGAUCUGCUGAUUUUUUUCAUGGGA